This is a messenger RNA of Pistacia vera, 2129 nucleotides long. RefSeq names its product mitochondrial-processing peptidase subunit alpha-like. Gene Ontology annotation, molecular function: metal ion binding; metalloendopeptidase activity. The transcript has 13 exons. The record is from RefSeq and is a predicted model, not a curated record. Gene Ontology annotation, biological process: proteolysis. Lineage: Eukaryota; Viridiplantae; Streptophyta; Magnoliopsida; Sapindales; Anacardiaceae. Gene Ontology annotation, cellular component: mitochondrion. Bases 105 to 1634 code for a protein of 509 amino acids.
AAUCACAUUUCUCAACUCUACGAGACUCCCCCUCUUUCUUUUGAGCCAGCCAGUUUCAUCACUCGUCCGUACGAACUAGGGUUUGACAGUGACCUACGAUCACCAUGUACAGAACCGCUGCCUCUCGCCUUCGCUCUCUCAAGGACCAUGUGCGUGGUAGGAUACCUGCGGCCACAAGAUUCGCCAGUUCUAGUGCUGUUGCCACAAGUUCAUACUCUUCAGGUGGUCUCUUUAGCUGGUUGACUGGGGAGCGAUCCAAAUCUUCACCUCCUUUGGACUUUCCACUUCCGGGUGUCUCUCUUCCACCUUCAUUGCCUGAUUAUGUUGAACCGGCUAAAACCAAGAUUACGACUCUCCCAAAUGGUGUCAAAAUUGCCUCGGAAACAUCAGUGAGCCCUGCUGCCUCAAUAGGUUUAUAUGUUGAUUGUGGCUCAAUCUAUGAGUCACCAAUCUCAUUUGGAGCCACACACUUGCUUGAGCGCAUGGCCUUUAGAAGCACAAGAAACCGGAGCCACCUGCGUAUUGUGCGGGAAGUGGAGGCAAUUGGUGGCAAUGUCCAAGCCUCAGCUUCUAGGGAACAGAUGGGAUACACUUUUGAUGCUCUGAAAACUUAUGUUCCUGAAAUGGUGGAGCUGCUUAUUGACUGUGUGAGGAACCCUGUUUUCCUGGAUUGGGAGGUUAAUGAGCAGCUCCUGAAGGUGAAAUCGGAGAUCACCGAUGCUUCCAAAAAUCCCCAAGGCUUGCUUUUGGAAGCAAUUCACUCUGCCGCUUAUUCUGGUGCAUUGGCUAAUCCUCUUCUAGCCCCAGAAUCUGCCAUAAGUAGAUUGAAUAGUACAAUUUUGGAGGAAUUUGUUGCUGAAAAUUAUACUGCUCCUCGGUUGGUACUUGCAGCUUCCGGUGUUGAACAUGAGCAGCUGUUAUCUGUAGCAGAACCUCUUUUAUCAGACCUACCGAGUGUUCCUUGUCCCCAAGAGCCAAAAUCUGUGUACACUGGAGGUGAUUAUCGCUGUCAAGCUGAUUCAGGGGACCAGAGAACCCAUUUUGUUCUUGCAUUUGAACUUCCUGGUGGUUGGCAUAAAGAGAAGGAAGCUAUGGCUUUGACUGUUCUUCAGAUGCUACUGGGAGGUGGUGGAUCAUUCUCAGCAGGAGGGCCUGGAAAAGGAAUGUACUCGAGGCUAUAUCUUCGUGUUUUGAAUGAGUAUGCGCAAGUUCAGUCAUUUUCAGCAUUCAACAACAUCUACAAUCAUAGUGCCAUAUUUGGUAUUCAGGCUACCACUGGUUCUGAUUUUGUAUCAAAAGCUAUUGAUGUAGCAGCGAAGGAGCUUAUUGCAGUCGCCACUCCUGGAGAAGUUGAUCAAGUACAGCUAGAUCGUGCUAAACAAUCAACCAAGUCUGCAAUUUUGAUGAAUUUGGAAUCCAGAAUGAUUGUAUCUGAAGAUAUAGGUAGACAAGUUUUGACAUAUGGUGACAGGAAACCUGUGGAUCACUUCUUGAAGGCCGUGGAUGAUGUUACAGUGAAGGAUAUUACUUCAAUAGCCCAGAAGCUUCUUUCAUCCCCACUGACAAUGGCAUCAUAUGGAGAUGUCAUUAAUGUCCCAAGCUAUGAUUCUGUCAGCAACAAGUUCAAGUCAUAAUUAAAUUGCUUUCCUGUGUUGAACCGGGCAGGCACCAGACCUGUUGUCUAUAUUACUUUGCAUCUGCAUACCUUCAAGCUUUUUUACGGCCAAUGCAGUUGACAAUAAGAUAAAUUUUAGACAUUCCCAUUUUUAUGAAUAAUUUGGUGCGCUAAGCAUAACAAGCCAGCAUUUUGAUGUAUUUACUGGCGUCCAAGGUCAUAUUCUUUUGUAGUUUGGUCUACCAUUUACCGAAAUAGCUGGUUGAUAAUACAAUUUUCAAUGGCGACCGAAGUUGAUGGAAUUGCUGUUAGUGUUCCUGAUCCAUAAUUUAUUUCGGUAAUUCUGUUCUUGGUCAUGUCAAGUUUUGACUUUCUCUUGGCCCUUGUAUUCUGGAUGAACUACUGAAGACUUGUUGAGAGUAAAGAUGGGUUUCUUAUGACUUAUUUUGAUGUUAAAGUUGUGGAUUAAUGUGUGGUUUGAUUAUCUAUAUGCUAAUAAGCAAAUUUCAACUCU